AUGACACAAGGAAGAAGAAAGGGAGAUCCUGGGAUCAUUAAUGGAGACGACAUCUCCCUCCGGCGCCGCGCCCAGGGACAACGCAUCUCCCCUCCAGCGCCACGCCCAGGGACAACGCAUCUCCCCUCCGGCGCCGCGCCCAGGGACAACGCAUCUCCCCUCCGGCACCUCGCCCAGGGACAACGCAUCUCCCCUCCAGCGUCUCGCCCAGGGACAACGCAUCUCCCCUCCGGCGCCGCGCCCAGGGACAAUGCAUCUCCCCUCCGGCGCCGCGCCCAGGGACAACGCAUCUCCCCUCCGGCACCUCGCCCAGGGACAACGCAUCUCCCCUCCGGUGCCACGCCCAGGGACAACGCAUCUCCCCUCCGGUGCCGCGCCCAGGGACAACGCAUCUCCCCUCCAGCGUCUCGCCCAGGGACAACGCAUCUCCCCUCCGGCGCCUCACCCAGGGACAACGCAUCUCCCCUCCGGCACCUCACCCAGGGACAACGCAUCUCCCCUCCGGCACCUCACCCAGGGACAACGCAUCUCCCCUCCGGCACCUCGCCCAGGGACAACGCAUCUCCCCUCCAGCGUCUCGCCCAGGGACAACGCAUCUCCCCUCCGGCGCCGCGCCCAGGGACAAUGCAUCUCCCCUCCGGCGCCGCGCCCAGGGACAACGCAUCUCCCCUCCGGCACCUCGCCCAGGGACAACGCAUCUCCCCUCCGGUGCCACGCCCAGGGACAACGCAUCUCCCCUCCGGUGCCGCGCCCAGGGACAACGCAUCUCCCCUCCAGCGUCUCGCCCAGGGACAACGCAUCUCCCCUCCGGCGCCUCACCCAGGGACAACGCAUCUCCCCUCCGGCACCUCACCCAGGGACAACGCAUCUCCCCUCCGGCACCUCACCCAGGGACAACGCAUCUCCCCUCCGGCACCUCGCCCAGGGACAACGCAUCUCCCCUCCGGCACCUUGCCGAGGGACAACGCAUCUCCCCUCCGGCACCUCGCCCAGGGACAACGCAUCUCCCCUCCGGCACCUCGCCCAGGGACAACGCAUCUCCCCUCCGGUGCCACGCCCAGGGACAACGCAUCUCCCCUCCGGCGCCGCGCCCAGGGACAACGCAUCUCCCCUCCGGCACCUCGCCCAGGGACAACGCAUCUCCCCUCCGGCACCUCGCCCAGGGACAACGCAUCUCCCCUCCGGCGCCGCUCCCAGGGACAACGCAUCUCCCCUCCGGCGCCGCGCCCAGGGACAAUGCAUCUCCCCUCCGGCGCCGCGCCCAGGGACAACGCAUCUCCGCUCCGGCGCCGCGCCCAGGGACAACGCAUCUCCCCUCCGGCACCUCGCCCAGGGACAACGCAUCUCCCCUCCGGCGCCACGCCCAGGGACAACGCAUCUCCGCUCUGGCACCGCGCCCAGGGACAACGCCACACCCGCGCACAAUCUGACCUUCAUGUGGGGGGAGGAGGAGAAAUCUCGCCUUUUGCGACCUUUUAUUUCUUUGACUCCUUUAAUCUCCAGAUACAAGAAGAUUACGGAGGCUUCAGAUGUGAAGCGGAGAAUCCAUUAUUAAUGACGCCAGGAUCGGAUUCGCCUUCAGAUCCGACAGUCACAAGAAUUAAAGGAUUUUGUAUUCUGGGAGAAUUUCUGGUUCUUUGGGUAAUGAGACGAUAA
Molecule: messenger RNA, 1656 nt
Organism: Hyla sarda
Lineage: Eukaryota; Metazoa; Chordata; Amphibia; Anura; Hylidae
Exons: 1
Coding region: 1-1656 (551 amino acids)
Source: RefSeq, a predicted model, not a curated record